This is a messenger RNA of Drosophila eugracilis, 3319 nucleotides long. RefSeq names its product protein bunched, class 2/F/G isoform (gene Vsx2). Gene Ontology annotation, molecular function: DNA-binding transcription factor activity, RNA polymerase II-specific; sequence-specific double-stranded DNA binding. The transcript is spliced from 7 exons. The record is from RefSeq and is a predicted model, not a curated record. Lineage: Eukaryota; Metazoa; Arthropoda; Insecta; Diptera; Drosophilidae. Gene Ontology annotation, biological process: regulation of transcription by RNA polymerase II. Bases 1638 to 2957 code for a protein of 439 amino acids. Gene Ontology annotation, cellular component: nucleus.
AAUGUAUUUUUAAUAUUUAAUAUUGUAUUUUAAAGCCUAAAGAAUGUUUUGAUAUAUUGAAAAUAUGAUAUAAUCUUUUGGUUAAUUUAAAAAUAAGGUUUUCCUUAUUUUUAAACUUUUAAAAUUGUUUCGGUUUCGCAAGGGUUGCUCGUUGGCUGUGAAAAAGUGUGAAACGAGAGCGCAAAUAGCAAUUUGUUAAACGCUUUCGUUGCACAGCCAUAACCUCUUUUGUUUAAAUGUUAAUUACAUAAUUAUGCAUAAUCAUUUUUAAUUCCGUUUUUUGCCUUUCUGCCGCUGGCCGUGUGCGUUAAUAUUAACAGCUCAUUAAAAGCGCAGGAGAAAAGAAAACGCCGCCCAAGUGUAUAAUGAAUGCAAGGAGCAACGGAAUUAUGCAAAAACUAAAUCGCAAUUCGCAUUUUGCAAACUGCAAUCUGCAAUUGUUGCGUUUUAUUGCAGUAUUAAAUAUCCACUUAAAUAGGUGUUAAAAGCAGCUUUGAUUUUGUGUGUGCAAUUCAUUUGCAUUUCUGCAAGAUUAUGCAUUUGCCUAACAAUUUCACAACAAUUAUGCCUUGGAAAUAGUUUUCCUAUGACGUAACCGUAUUAAAUGUUCUCUCUUUUACUUAAUUUUGUUUAGUUUUACAAAUCGAUUUGCAAACAAACGAAAUCCAUCCGAUUGAGGCUGGAUUUUCUACAAAUUCAUUGAUUAUCUUCAACUUCUUUCGAUCUCUGGUCCCUAUCUCGUCUCAUUUACAGUUAUUACAAUGCUGACGUCCAACGUUACACCUACACAUUCAAAUCCUAGGCAAUUAACAGCAGCUUAACAGAGUAGCGGGAUCUAAUACUCGCGGCCCGUGCCUGUUCCUCUCCUUCUCGCUGAGCUUGAAACAGUCCAAGCUGUUCUUCGGUUGAAGCAGGAUCGGAAGUCUCUUGCUCAUUUUUUUUUUCUGUUUUUUCUUUUUUUCUUUGAAGUGCAAGUGCAGUUUCUUUUGUCUUUCGCAAAACGCGAUUGAAAGUGGUAAUUUCAUUGCAAUUUGUAAAAUCCGCACAUGCGGUGGAGUGCAUUUUCAUUUUUGUGCAGUUAAUGCUAUUUGCAUUGUUUUAAAUCGCGAAAGUGUUCUUUUUUUUUUUUUUAAAGGAACUGUUCUUUGUUUUUGCCUUUUUCUUUCUUUGUUCUCGCGUGUGUGUUUUAUGUGUGUUUGCUGAAAUUAGCACAAAAAAUCGCGGGCGAUGUAAACGGCAAAGGAGAAGAGCAAAAGAAAUUGAAAAAUUGGCGGACAAUGCAGCUCAUAGCUUCGUCGCUGUCGCUCCUUCAACAGGUGACAAAAAUGUCAAAUUGGCUUUUCUUAAAAUGUAAAUUUGUGUUAAAUUUCGAUGCUGAUAAUGUGAUUAUAUUAAAAUACAUGUUUAAAUUCAUUUGAGGAUUCGAAAAAUGUGUAACAAUCUUUUGGUUCGCAUGCAGUUUCAUUGGAAGUUGAAUUACAAGCUGAAAGCGACCAUGGCUUUGGACCAUUAUUGGCUUAGUUAUGGACUAAAUACUGCCACUUUGAGGAGGACAAAGGGGAUUUCCGCAGCUGAAAAGCUUUGCCGCAGGAGCUGGAACAUGUUUGCCAGGUUCUCUGGCGCCCAAGGACUUUGGCAUGGAGGGACUGCAUGGUUUUGGCGUUGGACCGAACAGCAAGAAGAAGAAAAAGAAGCGACGGCACAGCCGUACCAUCUUUACCAGCUAUCAACUGGAGAAGCUGGAGGAGGCCUUCAAGGAAGCCCAUUAUCCUGAUGUCUAUGCCCGCGAAAUGCUGUCCCUAAAGACAGAGCUACCCGAGGAUCGCAUACAGGUCUGGUUCCAAAAUCGUCGGGCCAAAUGGCGGAAGACGGAGAAGGUCUGGGGCGGCAGCACGAUCAUGGCUGAGUAUGGACUGUAUGGGGCCAUGGUAAGGCAUUCGCUGCCGCUGCCUGAUACGAUCCUCAAGUCGGCCAAGGACAACGAUGCGGUGGCUCCCUGGCUACUAGGUAUGGAGCAGAAAUGCAUGCAUCGCAAAUCCAUCGAGGCCCAGUCGGCGCUCAAGGACGACUCGGGGGUCAGCGAUCAUGAGGACUCGGCGGGUUCCAAGUCCGCCUACUCUGAGGAUCUUUCACGCUCUCGCCCCCUUAGCUCCUCCACUGAAUCACUGAACGUUGUGAGCCCUGCACCCAGCAGCUGCACCAACUCCGUCUCCACGGCCCCGCCCACCUCGACGAGCGGUUAUGCGGGGGCAGCUUCUUCGGCGGCCACCACGCCCACUGGGGCCAAUACCAACAGUUCUGGCAGUCCACACAUCGAGCUGGGCUCCCCCUCGCCGCAGCAGCUCCAAAUGCAACAGCAGCAGCAGCAUCAACAGCAGCAGCAGCAACAGGUGCCGCUCUAUAUGGGCGGUGGGAGUGGCUGUGCCCCUCCCAGCUAUCAUCCGCUCCUGGAUGCUGCUAAUGCCGCCGGGGCAGGAGCUGCCGCUUCCAGCAAGGACUUCCACUUGAUCAUGAACACAGCCGUGGCAGCAGCAGCAGCAGCUGCUCAGCAGCAGCAACAACAACAGCAGCAGCAGCAACAGCAGCAGCAGCAGCAACUCCAGCAACAGUCGCAGGUCACGGCGGCAGGACCUGGCUUGCAGGCCCACAACUUGGCGGCGGCCCUCAUGGAACACGAUCCGGAUGCCUUUAGGAACAACUCCAUUGCCUGCUUGAGAGCCAAGGCGCAGGAGCACCAGGCACGGCUGCUGAACAACGGUGGGCUCUUCCUGCAGGUGCGGCGGUUCGCCCAGGGCCAGGUGCAGAUGCAGGAGAGAGAGCCAAGUGAUAUGCUCAAGCUCAACGAGGAGCACAACAACAACGCCAUUUCCCCAACCCGCACCCAACCGAAUCCCCAGACCAAUAUCAAAAUGGAGCUGGCUGCCAACGGGGGAUCGAUGAAAACCGAAGAGGUCUAACGGGCUAAAAGGAUAACCCUUUAGGUUAACGUAACUCAUAAGUUUUCCCCAAAUGAAAAACCCCAAAACGAACCCAAAACAUACUGAAAAACCAAAAAUAUGAGAACCUUUUUUUUUACUAGACCCUAGGAAACCUACACAUUACUCUUGACCCUAGGCCUAAGGAAUGUAAUCGAAAAUUUUAACAUUAAACAGCAGCAGCGCACAGCACAGGCUGCCCUUUAGAUGUAAAAAUACGAAAUCGAAAUAUUUUUAAUAAAUUAUCGAUCGGAAAUAGUUAUAUUUUCGAACCUAAUUUGGGCACCAACGAAAAUCUAAGACACUUUGACAGUGAUGGCUAAAAUAAAUAUAUAAAAACUUAA